AUGGCAGCAUCGCUCUCGCUCGACUCUGACGACGAAUAUGGCUACGAUCUCACGCUGGAAGACGAAUCUCUGCUAAGCCUGCUCAUCACCGAAGCUCCCAACCCCGCCUCAGCACCACCACAACCUGAUUCGCUCGCAGAGGACUUGGGCAUCGACACCGUCGCCGAGGAGGAGUUCCGUCUGAACGAUGCUCCCUCCAAUGCCCUCUCUUACGAGCCGUCUGCUACGGCCAAGGCGCCACUACGGUCUCCUCGCAGUCGUCGCAGAGCUGCGUUUGGCACCGACAGCAGGAAGCACAGGGCUGGCACCCCGCCGUCGAAUGGCAACGGCGUCGUCAACUACCCGGAUCUGAGCAAAGCUCUACCCAAAAGCGAAUCCUCGCGCUCGCCCUCCAAACCGAAGACCACCCCCCCACCAGAACCUGACGAUGACACCCGAUCGCCCCUCGUACGAUUCCGAUCCUACCCGCGAAAGCCAUUCACCGUCACCGACCUGACGGCUGGCGCAUGGUGCGAGCUGCAAUACUUCUACACCCUCACCCGCCUGCCCUUCGGCCGGAAGACUCGCACGGCGGCAAUGAAGCAGGGGACCAAGGUGCACCAGGACCUCGAGGACGAAGUCCACACCACCGUCCGCGUCGAGAUCGCGAGCAAGGAGGACGGCUUCGGGCUGCGCAUGUGGAACCUCAUCCAGGGUCUGCGAACGCUCCGUGAAACGGGCAUGACCCGCGAGCUCGAGGUAUGGGGCUUCGCGGACGGCAAUCUCGUCAACGGCGUCAUUGACGGCCUGAGCUUCGAGAACCCGGACCCGGAGUUUGAGGAGCAGCUGAGCCAGGAGUCGGAGGGCCAGAGCCAGGCGAGCAUCACAGACUACUUCCCGUCGAAGAAUGCGGGGAAGGAGAAGAUUCCGCAGAUUUACUUGACGGACGUGAAGACGCGGGGGUCCAUGAAGGCGCCCAACAGCCCUGCGCUUCUGCGCCCCGCAAAGGUGCAGCUCUUUCUCUACCAGCGGUUCCUAUCAGAGAUGGCGGCGGACAAGUUGGAUUACCUGAGAAUCUUCAGGCGGUAUAAUCUAGACCCUGAUGUGCCGUUUUCGGAUUCGUUUAUUGCGCAGAUUGGCAGCUUGCACGACGAGCUGUUCUUCGACGUCAACUCAUCACCAGAUGGCGACUACGUUCCGUCAGCAUCUGGUGCGGCGAAUGGCGGUACUGACGCGGACGGAGCUACAAGUCAGACACCAGAUUUCAUCAAGUACAGAACCCUCCGCGAACUACUUCCUCUUCUCAGGUCCGAGUUGAAGGAGACUUUCGCCCACGGUGCAGACUCCGUUGGCCGACUUCUCGCCGUAGAGUACAGAUACCGCGGCGACGGCUCCCUCAUCGACAGCCAGGUGUUUCCGAUGGACGACCGCGCGCUGAAUCUCUACCUGGGCAGUACGCUGGAGUGGUGGCGCGCAGACCGAGAGCCGCGGGGCGUGCAGAUUGAGGAGGCUUACAAGUGCCGCAUGUGCGAGUUUGCGGAUGACUGCACGUGGAGGUCGACCAUGGACGAGGAGAGGCUGCAAGCUUCCAGACAGCGGCUGGCAAGUCGCAGGAAGAAUGCGGUCAGCGGAUGA
Molecule: messenger RNA, 1614 nt
Organism: Colletotrichum gloeosporioides
Lineage: Eukaryota; Fungi; Ascomycota; Sordariomycetes; Glomerellales; Glomerellaceae
Product: Exonuclease V
Exons: 2
Coding region: 1-1614 (537 amino acids)
Biological process (GO): interstrand cross-link repair
Cellular component (GO): nucleus; mitochondrion
Molecular function (GO): single-stranded DNA 5'-3' DNA exonuclease activity
Source: RefSeq, a predicted model, not a curated record